Caenorhabditis briggsae is the source of this 201-nucleotide messenger RNA. The transcript has 3 exons. Bases 1 to 201 code for a protein of 66 amino acids. Lineage: Eukaryota; Metazoa; Nematoda; Chromadorea; Rhabditida; Rhabditidae. The record is from RefSeq and is a predicted model, not a curated record.
AUGAGAGGCAGCUUCGUUGGAAUGCCACUGUCACCAAAUGAGCAAGUUCUUCGAGCCGUCUGCUACUGCGACAAAGCAACAUUCGCCCAUCAUCGUCUCCGCCGUGUUGAUCCUCUGAUGCCGAUUCGAUUUUCGACUGGAAACGACGAAGAGAUUUCAGCAGUGGACGAAGGUGGGACAGUAGAAGAGUACUCCUUAUGA